Messenger RNA from Nematolebias whitei (Rio pearlfish), 860 nucleotides. RefSeq names its product Myb/SANT-like DNA-binding domain containing 1 (gene msantd1). The transcript has 3 exons. The record is from RefSeq and is a predicted model, not a curated record. The coding region runs from base 21 to 860 and encodes 279 amino acids. Gene Ontology annotation, biological process: positive regulation of DNA-templated transcription. Lineage: Eukaryota; Metazoa; Chordata; Actinopteri; Cyprinodontiformes; Rivulidae. Gene Ontology annotation, cellular component: nuclear body.
UUUAGAAAGAGCAGCUAAACAUGGCGUCUUACGAUGGCUUCAGCUACCUGAUGCCAGGCCACAACGAGAAACACAGGCGGGCCCCGAACUGGACCGACAGCGAAAUGAAAGCCCUCCUGUACGUGUGGGAGGAGCACCACAACGAGCUGAAGACGAGCAAGAGGAACGCCAAGGUUUACGAGAAGAUGUCCCAGAGGUUUUUCCAGCUGACCGGAGAGCAGCGCUUCAAGGAGGAGAUCAAGAUGAAGAUCACCAACAUGUCUUUCCAGUUCAGGCGAAUGAAAGCGACAGCCGGCGAAUCUACCGAGGCGCCUGAUUGGCCUUAUUACAACGCCAUUGAGAAGAUCCUGUCCAAGCCGUUGGAGAAUGGCAGGGUGAACUCUCUGGAGUUUCAGGCUCCCGCUGCAGGUCCAUCCACUUCGUCCCAGUCCACAGACAACCCCUUGUCCCAGUCGGAGGAAGGCGUGAUGGGAUUCCUGCCGGAGUACACGGGCUCCUCGGAUGAGAUGGAGAUCAAACAGGAGCUGGACUCUCUGAGCUCCGACAGUGACCACACACUCGGCUCCAGCUCCCGCCCCAUCUCGUCCAGGAAGAGGCGUGCCAGAAAGUACCUGUCCCUGAAGAGGAGGAAGCUGCAGAUGAUGAGCGACUUGCUGAAGCAGCAGAGGAAGUCGACCCGGGCCAUGGAGGAGACGUGCAGGGAGGUCCGCCGAUCCUUGCACCAACAGAACCUCCUCCAGGUCCAGUGUCUGCAACUGCAGGAGAGGAUGAUGAACCUCCUGGAGAAGAUGAUUCAGCUUCCCGCCUCCACGUCAUCGAUUUGGAGUCAAAGCGGGGCCAAGGAACCUGCGAAACCUUGA